Molecule: messenger RNA, 819 nt
Organism: Glycine soja
Lineage: Eukaryota; Viridiplantae; Streptophyta; Magnoliopsida; Fabales; Fabaceae
Exons: 2
Coding region: 1-819 (272 amino acids)
Molecular function (GO): nucleic acid binding; zinc ion binding
Source: RefSeq, a predicted model, not a curated record
AUGGAGACUCAUUUGGAGGCAAAUGAUCUCUGGAAAACUGUUGAGGAAGACUAUGAAGUUUUUCCUUUACCAGCCAAUCCAACUAUGGCUCAAAUUAAAAAUCAAAAGGAGAGGAAAGCUAGAAAGUCAAAGGCGAAGGCUACCUUGUUUGCUGCUGUUUCACAGGACAUUUUCACCAGAAUCAUGACAAUCAAAUCAGCAUUUGAAGACUGGAAUUUCCUCAAGGAUGAAUAUGAAGGAGAUGAAAGGAUCAAGGGAAUGCAAGCCAUGAAUCUGAUUAGAGAAUUUGAAAUGCAAAAAAUGAAGGAGUAUAAAACAAUCAAGGAGUAUGCAAACAAACUUCUUAGCAUUGCUAACAAGCUUCUAUUGCUUCAUUGGAAAAUACUAAUUAAGGAUCUGUCAAAGAUUACAUUGGCAAAACUUGUAAGUGCUAUGCAGUCCCAAGAGCAGCGGAGGUUGAUGAGACAAGAUGGUGCAGUUGAAGGUGCUUUACCAGCCAAGCACCAUCAUGCUGAAUCCAGUAGAAAGAAAUAUGUCAAGAAGAACCAGCCAACAAGCAGUGAAAAUAGUGCAAACAACCAAAACAAAGGUAAGGGUAAAAAGAAAAAUUAUCCACCUUGUCAACAUUGCGGAAAAUUGGGUCACCCACCAUACAAAUGUUGGAAAAGACCAGACGCAAAGUGUAGCAAGUGCAAUCGGCUUGGACACGAAGCUAUAAUUUGUAGAAGCAAAGUUCAGCAGCAUGAAGCCGAUGCCCAAGUUGUUGCAAGAGGAAGAAGAUUAUAUUUUUACUGCAACGUGUUAUUCGAUGAGGAGUAG